Drosophila subpulchrella is the source of this 583-nucleotide messenger RNA. It is a transcript of the gene Obp28a, whose product is annotated as general odorant-binding protein 28a. The transcript has a single exon. The record is from RefSeq and is a predicted model, not a curated record. NCBI's taxonomy places the organism in Eukaryota, Metazoa, Arthropoda, Insecta, Diptera, Drosophilidae. Gene Ontology annotation, molecular function: odorant binding. Gene Ontology annotation, biological process: sensory perception of smell. The coding region runs from base 19 to 450 and encodes 143 amino acids.
ACACAUCAGGCCAACAUCAUGCAUUGUUCCACCUUUAUUCUUGUGGCAGUUACUCUCCUUGGCGCCACCCUGGUGCGCGGCUUCGACGAAAAGGAAGCCGUGUCCGAAAUCAUGAAGUCAGCAGAAGCCUGUAUGGCUGAAGUGAAUGCCGGCGACGCCGACCUGCAGGAGCUGGUCAAGAAGCAGCCCGCCUCUACCCAUGCUGGCAAGUGCCUUCGCGCCUGCGUGAUGAAGAGCUUUGGGCUGAUUGGCGCCGACGGCAAGCUGGAUACGGAUGCCGCCCAUGAGAAGGCCAAGCAGUACACGGGUAACGAUCCGGCGAAGUUAAAGCUGGCUCUCGAGAUUGGCGACACGUGUGCGGCCAUUAGUGUGCCGGAUGACCACUGUGAGGCCGCCGAGAGCUACGGCGCCUGUUUCAAGAGUGAGGCCACAAAACACGGACUCAUGUAGCUCUCCCGCAACCCCCGACAUAGACAAACAGUGAUCCUUCCAUGACAACGCACAUACAUUUAUAUGUAUGUACCUUUAAGUUCGAACAAUUUACAUAGUUCAUGUAAAAUAAAUGCAUUCCCAAAAGUAGUUA